GAGUUUCCACCUUUUGAAAAUGUUGAUGACUGAGGUGCAUACAAGCUCAUGGCGAUGGUUUGUUUGAGGGUUUGGGUUCUAUUGUUCUAAUGGUUGUUUGAGUAGCGACAAUGUCUGAAGGAUUUUGGUUUCAUAGCAAUGUACGAUCAAGUUCAGGGUAGUAGCACACGAAAUCAUCAUUCAUGGUAAUCUGGACAUUGUGAUUGCAUAAAACAACGCACUCAUUCCUACCACUUUCGUAUGAUCUUCUUUCCCUUCCAGUAGAAACCCCCUUCUGUGAAGCGACUAGAAGUUGUUUCCUAGCGUUUGUGAGCUUAGGGUUUUGUCGAAAGACGUCAUUUCCCGCGGAUUGUUAGGGUUUUUGCUUUUGCACGUCUGGUUUUUCACACAAUCGCAUAAUGGCCAGAAAAUCCAGGAAGUCAAAACAAGAAGGUGACUUUACUCUGAUUUUGAUUUGCAUUUACCGAGUAUUUUUCUUUCAUUUUGCUCUCUACUUAUCUAUAUUUAUAUUUGUAUACAUCGAUGGGAUAGAAGUUGAAGUCGACGAGAUGGUAGAGCCUGAAUACGUUGAUGAAGACGAUGAUGAGUUCGAGAAAGACGGUUUCAUAGUGGAUGAUCUUGAUGAAGAAGAGGACCUGGCAGAUGGUGAUGAUGGGAAACAAAAGAAGAGAAGGAAGAAGAGAGAAUCAAACAAGAAUUAUCUUCUUGAUGAAGAUGAGUAUGAGCUCCUUGAAGAUAACUUCCCUGGCUUUUCUCGCCCAAAACUUGGAAGUGAAAAUUAUAAGCGGCUGAAGAAAGCAAGGAUGGAUGCUGAUGAAGGACCAUCAAUGUUUUUUGAUGAGGAAGAAUAUGACAGAAGGGGAAGGGCUAGGCGAACGGCAGAGGAGAAGCUAAAGCGAACUAUAUUUGGGGAUGAUGAUGGUUCAUUUCUAGAGGAUAGUGCUGAUGAGCAGCUGCUGAACGAGGACAAGUUGCUUGGUGAAGAAGAUGAAAUGGCUGACUUCAUUGUUGAUGAAGUUGAAACAGAUGAACAUGGUGGUCCAUUGAGGAAGGCUAAGGUAGACAAGAAAAAAUCCAGGCAGGCACCAGGAGUUUCCUCAUCCUCGAUGCAGGGUGCUAAUGACAUAUUUGGUGAUCUUGAUGAUCUUUUGAUAAAAUACAAGUUAGAACCAGCAAAUGUUAGCAGAUAUGAUGAAGCCACUAAAUUGAAGGAAAAGAAGCUUGAAGAUGAAUUUGAACCAAUCAUUCUUUCAGAUAAGUACAUGACCAAGAAGGAUGACCAUAUUAGGAAGAUAGAUAUUCCAGAAAGAAUUCAGAUAUCUGAAGAAAGCACAGGUCCUCGGCCAACAGAUGAUACGAGUAUACACAGGGAGAGUGACUGGAUUCUUAAUCAACUUAGAAUGGGCAUGGUACCUUGGCUUGUCAAAGGAGGUAGUAGAACAACUGAAGAAGGGAAUGAGUUGUCGAUACUUAAGGAUGAUGUUAAGAGGUUUUUGGAGCUCAUCCAUGUUGAAAAAUUAGAUGUACCAUUUAUUGCUAUGUAUAGGAAGGAGGAGUGCAAUAGCUUGUUUAAGGAUCAAGAAUUACAUGAAGGUGACGAGGAGAGUCAACAUACUUCUGACCAAAAACCCAUUUUGAGGUGGCACAAGGUACUUUGGACUAUCUUGGAGUUGGACAGAAAGUGGUUAUUAUUUCAAAAACGGAAAAGUGCUCUACAGUUAUACUACAAUAAGCGAUUUGAAGAAGAACAAAGCAUAUAUGAUGAGACACGCCUUCAUUUGGAUCAGAAAUUUUUUGAGUCGAUUACCAAGUCUCUCAAAGUAGCUGAGACAGAAAGGGAAAUUGACGACGUUGACUCAAAAUUUAACCUUCACUUCCCGCCAGGUGAGGUGGUCGUGGAGAAAGGGGAAUUUAAGAGGCCAACAAGAAAAUCACAAUAUGGCAUUUGCAGUGAAGCUGAACUGCGGGAAGUUGCUAGCAAGUUUGGGUAUAAUUCGGAGGAAUUUGGAUUACGGAUUUCUCUUGAACAAAUGAGAAUGGAUGAACUAGAGGAUGCUAAGGAAACGCCAGAAGAGGUAGCAUCAAGGUUUACAUGUGCAAAGUUCGAGAAUCCACAGGCUGUGCUUAAAGGUGCUAGACACAUGGCUGCUGUUGAGAUUAGCUGUGAGCCAUUUGUCAGGAAACAUGUUCGUAGAAUCUUUAUGGAUAAUGCAACAUUAUCAACAAGUCCCACUGCUGAGGGAAAUGUGGACAUAGAUUCACGUCAUCAAUUUGCAGGGAUCAAGUGGUUGAGGGACAAACCUCUGACAAAAUUCGAGGAUGCACAGUGGCUUCUUAUUCAAAAAGCUGAGGAGGAGAAGCUUAUUGAAGUUUCUAUUAAGCUUCCUACGCCUAUCCAUGAUCAGUUGAUUAAUGAUGCUCGUGACUUCUACCUUAGUGGUGGGGUGAGUAAAUCCUCUCAAUUGUGGAAUGAACAACGGAAGCAGAUACUGAAAGAUGCUUUUGAUGAUUUUCUUAUACCUUCUAUGGAGAAGGAGGCAAGAGCCUUGUUGAUAAGUAGAGCAAAAAGUUGGUUAUUAAUGGAAUAUGGAAGAGUAUUAUGGAACAAAGUCUGUGUGGCACCUUAUCAGAAGAAGGGACUUGCACCUAGAGUUCUGGCAUGCUGUUGGGGACCUGGAAGGCCUGCAACCACCUUUGUCAUGUUGGAUUCUUUUGGCGAAGUUCUUGAUGUGUUAUAUGCUGGUAGCCUAAGUGUACGUGGUCAAAGUGUCAAUGACCAGCAACGCAAGAAAAAUGAUCAACAACGCAUUGUGAAAUUCAUGGCAGAUCACCUACCUGAUGUUGUCGUUCUGGGAGCUGUGAAUGUGCCUUGUAGCCGGCUGAAGGAGGAUAUAUAUGAGAUAAUUUGCAAGAUGGUAGAAGACAACUCUAGAGAUGUUGGCCACAAUAUGGAUGGCGUAAGUGUUGUAUACGGUGAUGAGUCUCUACCACGCUUGUAUGAAAAUUCUCAUAUAUCAUCCGAGCAGCUUCAGUCUCGAUCUGGCAUUGUUAAGCGUGCUGUUUCCCUUGGACGUUAUCUUCAAAAUCCACUAGCAAUGGCUGCAACUCUUUGCGGGUCAGGGAAAGAGAUAUUAUCGUGGAAACUUAGCCCUUUACAGAGCUUUAUUACUUCUGAUGAGAAGUAUGGCAUGGUUGAACAAGUCAUGGUAGAUGUCACCAACCAAGUGGGGCUUGAUGUAAAUUUGGCUGUAAACCAUGAAUGGUUGUUUGCUCCUCUACAGUUCAUUUCUGGGCUUGGACCCAUGAAGGCUGCUUCUUUACAGAGAUCUUUAGUGAGAGCUGGUUGUAUAUACAGUAGGAAGGACUUGUUGAACCAUGGUCUUGGCAGAAGGGUCUUCAUAAAUGCUGUUGGUUUCUUACGUGUUCGGGGAAGUGGGAAUGCCACUAGUAGUAGUCAAUUUAUUGAUUUAUUAGAUGAUACAAGAAUCCACCCAGAAUCAUAUAGUCUUGCACAGGAGUUAGCUAAAGAUAUUUAUCGUGCAGAUGCCCAAGAUGAUGUAAACGAUGAUGAUGAUGAUAUGCUCGAGACAGCAAUAGAGCAUGUGAGAGAAAAUCCUAACCUGUUGAAGAGUCUUGAGGUUGAUGCAUAUGCCAAAUCUAAAAAACGGGAAACUAAGAAAGACACCCUCAGUCUUAUAAAACAGGAGUUGAUACAUGGUUUCCAGGACUGGCGACGGGAAUAUGUGGAACCGAGCCAGGAUGAAGAGUUCUGUAUGAUUUCUGGGGAGACAGAGAAUAGCCUUGCGGAAGGAAGAACUGUGCGGGUUACUAUUCGCAGAGUACUACCUCAGAGGGCAAUAUGUAAUCUUGAAUCAGGGUUGAGUGGUAUGCUCAACAAGGAAGACUAUAGUGAUGAUUGUAAGGAUGAUGAUUUGACCGAGAGGUUGAAGGAAGGUGAUAUUUUGACUUGCAAAAUCAAAUCGAUUGCAAAAGAUAGGUACCAGGUUUUCCUUAGCUGUAGGGAAAAUGACAUGAAGAGUGAUUGGACCGAGAAUAGUCAAGCCAUGGAUCCCUACUAUCAUGAAGUUCGUGACACUUCUGUGAGUGUGAAGGAAAAGCCUUGUAAGGUGAAGGAGCUAGCAAAGAAGCUUUUCAAGCCGAGGAUGAUUGUUCAUCCUCGCUUCAAGAAUGUUACAAUAGACGAAGCCUUAGAGUUGCUCUCUGAAAAAGAACUUGGUGAGAGUAUCCUCCGUCCCAGCUCUCGUGGACCCUCAUAUUUAACCUUGACGCUCAAAGUUUACAAUGGGGUGUACGCUCACAAGGACAUUCUAGAAGGUGGAAAAGAUCAUACAGACAUUACAAGCUUGCUUCAUCUCGGGAAGACACUCAAAAUAGGAGAGGAUGUAUUUACAGAUCUUGAUGAGGUCAGUUUAUCAUUAAGAAUAUGACAUGAUAACAUGCUACAUCAUUUUUGGAAUUGGAUUAAUCGACGCCAACACUAGUAAGCUUUUAUUCCGUUAUGGUUUGAGUGGGUUAAAAUGAAACCCAACAGAGUGCAGCCACCUUGUGUAACAACAUAUCUUUGAACAUGGUUAGCUUCGAUAGGGUGUCAUUGUUGUUUUUGGUUUGAAAUCUCAUGGUGCUAGUAUGGGACAAUCCACUUUGACUCCUUUUUUUAGUUUACAACACUUCUGUAUUUGGAAUAAGGGAGGAACGAAAGAAGAAAGGUGCAUUCAACAGCUCAUGAGUCUUUAUUUGCUCAUCAUUGUCUGUAUGCAAUUUUCAUGGUCUUACGAGCUUUACCGAGCUUUUCUUGGUUGAUAUUUUUUGUGAGAUUUUGAUGUGUUUCAAGAUAUUUGGUCCAACUCCCUGUACUGGUGAUCUGUCUUAGGACUCUGCAGACUAUGUUUCUUUCUUUUGGAUGUAUUUUGUUUGUCUGUUCAGUUUCAGACGCUUAUUUUUCUACAACGAUGACUGAGUAUCGAGAAUUGAGUUGUUAGUUUCAGAUAAUUUAUCCCUCUCUUUUGAUGUCAUAUUUCUAUUCAAUUAUGAUCAACUGCUAUUGCUAUCUUAACACAAGCACAAUUCAGUAUAUCACCUGCCUAUAUUUCUACAUGUACAUCAUGUUGAAUGAUCAAUUUCAAUGCAUUUGCUAAUUGAGUGCUAGUAGAGUGAUUGUGUAUACUACUUAAGGAUCUAACCCUGUUACAUGAGUUCUAGUAGAGUGAUUGUCCCCGAAUUCCAUGUCUCACCAAUUACUCUAAGACACGAUUAUUUUUUUGAUAUGAAUUUAUUUAAUCCAUCUUUUCGUUCUCCCUGAAUAAAUGGAUGGUGUGGAUUUACGUGAUUGGUGGACGGAAUUUGGGGACAAUAGAUUUUUGUUCCACCGACAAACCUCCCCAAAUAGGAAUCCCCCUUUUAUUUUUAAA
Molecule: messenger RNA, 5429 nt
Organism: Cynara cardunculus var. scolymus (artichoke)
Lineage: Eukaryota; Viridiplantae; Streptophyta; Magnoliopsida; Asterales; Asteraceae
Product: transcription elongation factor SPT6 homolog
Exons: 14
Coding region: 399-4448 (1349 amino acids)
Biological process (GO): nucleosome organization; mRNA transcription by RNA polymerase II; transcription elongation by RNA polymerase II
Cellular component (GO): transcription elongation factor complex
Molecular function (GO): histone binding; nucleic acid binding; nucleosome binding
Source: RefSeq, a predicted model, not a curated record